AUGAGAUACAACACUGAUCAGGGUGACAAACCAACAGUGAUUGUCCCAAGACUAGCUGCCAAGGAAAAUACCACAUAUCCAAACAAAGCGGAUGGAACAAAUGUCUCUCUUGACACUUCCCUAAUACUGCAAGGGGAUGACAGCGAAAACAACGUACUACCAACAAAGGAUACAAAUUUACCUACUUGUCUGCUCUGUGUAUGUUUAAGCGGAUCAGUGUACUGUGAGGAAAUAGACAUCGAAGCUGUACCCCCCCUGCCAAAGGAAACAGCCUAUCUUUAUGCACGAUUUAACAAAAUAAAAAGGAUAGCGGUCUCGGAUUUUGCUGACAUUACUACCUUGAGAAGAAUUGAUUUUAGUGGAAACAGAAUAGAAGAAAUAGAAGAUGGAGCCUUUUCAAAGCUUCUGUUAUUGGAAGAACUUUCUCUUGCUGAAAAUCGACUUCUAAAACUUCCUGUUCUACCUCCCAAACUAACAACAUUUAAUGCAAACCAAAAUAGAAUCAAGAGCAGAGGAAUCAAAGCAAAUGCCUUCAAGAGGCUGACAAAUUUGGCCUACCUCUACUUAGGCCACAAUGCACUGGAAUCUGUUCCCCUUAACUUACCAGAAAGUCUGCGUAUUCUUCACCUCCAGUACAACAAUAUUACCACAAUCACCGAUGACACUUUCUGCAAAUCUAAUAACACCCGUUACAUCCGCACGCGUAUGGAUGAGAUAAGGAUGGAAGGCAACCCAAUCCUCUUGGCAAAGCACGUUAAUGCUUUUUCCUGCUUGAGAACACUGCCUGUAGGAACAUACUACUAG
Antrostomus carolinensis (chuck-will's-widow) is the source of this 804-nucleotide messenger RNA. RefSeq names its product osteoglycin (gene OGN). The record is from RefSeq and is a predicted model, not a curated record. Gene Ontology annotation, molecular function: protein binding. Gene Ontology annotation, biological process: bone development; articular cartilage development. The coding region runs from base 1 to 804 and encodes 267 amino acids. The transcript is spliced from 6 exons. Gene Ontology annotation, cellular component: extracellular matrix. NCBI's taxonomy places the organism in Eukaryota, Metazoa, Chordata, Aves, Caprimulgiformes, Caprimulgidae.